GAGAGGAGCAUCAGGAGGAGACGGAGCAGCCUCAUCUCCUCUGUGAUGGCAAGCUCCCGUCGCUGCUCUGUCCAGCAGCUCUCAAACAACUCGGAGCCCCGCGCGUCCUCGCCCCCGUCGCUCCCCCGCUUCCCCCUUUUUUCAGUUGCGCCUGUUUUUUUGUUUUAAACUUUACGCUCUCUCUCUCUCACCCCUCCGCGCCUCCCGAGACGCGACGAUGAGGACCCCCCGCCAGCGGUGACCUGUCUCCUUGUCUCCUCCGUGCUCCAGAGAGCCGAGCAUCCUCCACGCCGACUCUUUCUUUUUUCCAACAAUGUAGGAGAAGGCGCGCUGUCAUUCCAGGCGCGACGAUGCAAACUGCGUGCCGCGUCUUUUCCGUCCGUGCGCCGCAGCCCCGUCGUUCCAGCCGGGGCGAAACGAGAGAUUUGCGUCGAGGCAAAGUUUGAGGGCGGCUCUCUCGGUCCCCCGCUCACCUGGCCGCCUGCAGGCGCGCGCCCCGCUCCCAUCGAGCUGAUCAGGAGGAAGAGCAUCGCCGACAGAGCAACUGGCGAGCAACUUCAAAGAACCCCUGACUAUUGCGUUGGUAUAUUUUGAGUAGGAUUUGGCACCGGCAUUGGAGGAAUUCGAUGUGCGCAACGUUGACGGAUAUGGCUUAAACGAUGUUCGCGUUAAUGACAGCUGGAGGAAGGUCCGUCACUUGAGUGUUUUGAUCAGCUAUUGUCGACUUUGGCGGAGAACCCAUCUAAAUGGGAGGAUACCUGGAGGACUGAGUCGGAUUCGGCAGUCGAGAAAAAUGUGGAUAAAACGGAGCGUUGCGCGCAGUCCGUCUGCUCCGAGGCCGGGCAGCUGCAUGGGGCACCGGGUGUGGAUCUUGCUGGCUAUGACCCACCUCACCCUGGACUUCUCCGCGUGCAGCCCCCUCAGUCAGGGCCUGGGGGUCAAACUCACGCCCAAGCCGGUGCCUCGCUCGCGGCCUCGCCUGCAGCCCCUCUGGGACAUGCCCAACAAGCUACACUGGAGAACAGUGAGCCCGCUGGCCCGCCGGCUCCUCAGCCCCGUCCCCCCACCGCAAGAUGGCAGGGCAGGGCUGGGGCCCAAGGUCAAGGGUCAAAAGCACCGGAAGCCAGCGCAUAAAGGACAAGCGGCGUGUAAGGAAUGCCGGUCGAUACACUCGCAAAUGGAGACGGGGGAUCCUUUGGCGGCAAUAGCGGAGGCUCCAGCGACUUUAUCCAGUGGGAGCAGGGGGGACGUGGCGCGGUCGUUGCUUCGAGCCAGGAGGCAGCUCAAAUGGGACAGCUAUGACAAGUCUCAGGAGGGCCGGACUACCACGGUGGCCGAGUUCAUCGACUGGGGCCCCACAGGGACAGACAGCAUAGAUAGCGAUAACAAACCUGAGCCGAAUGUAACACUGUCCACAAGGGUCUCCACUCCCACAGUGGCCACAACCACUAGCACUACAACCCAAAGGACGUUCACUGUGGUGACCACACCAGAGCCCAGAAGGUCAAGUACCACCAAGGCCCCUAUCAGCUCGGAGACUGUCAAACCACCAAAGCCAUAUGGGGAGACACCAGGUUUGGCUGUUCACCAGAUAAUCACAAUCACUGUGUCACUCAUCAUGGUUAUCGCAGCCUUGAUCACAACACUCGUCCUUAAAAACUGCUGUGCGCAGUCGGGAAAUGGCCGCCACAAUAGCCAUCAGCGCAAGAUCCACCAGCAGGAGGAGAGCUGCCAGAACCUGACGGACUUCACGCCGGCCCGCGUGCCCAGCAAGGUGGACAUAUUCACUGCCUACAAUGACAGCCUGCAGUGCUCGCACGAGUGCGUCCGGACUGCGGUGCCCAUUUACACCGAUGAGAUGAUCCAGCAGACGCCGGUCUACAAGACGUCGUACAAUGGAAACAGGCCCUCCCCCACUGAACGACAGCUGAUUCCCGUGGCCUUCGUGUCCGAGAAAUGGUUCGAGAUCUCCUGUUGACGAGCCGAAGGCCUUGCUCACUUCCUGUGGGUGGAGGAGGACUUCCUGAAUUCACGCUCCUGGAUCCAGUCGGAAACAAGAAACACACAAAACCGCUUCUUUUGUAAAAUAGUGCGAUCACUCCUUGGACACUGGUGAAGAUAUUUAUUUUUCUAGAGAUGACAAGCUGAGCAGCCACAAUGCUGCCAACCCACGUUUCCAGGAACAUACAGUCAUUUAGAUAUAGAUUAUAUAUAGGUAUAUUUACAGGAUGUGUUGGACAAAGACUGUGGGCGUCACAGGUGUCUCAAGGAAAAACAUCUGACACAGGAAGGAGGGACGGCGAGGAGCUGCUGCGUGUGGAAGAUGAACUGUAUUUAUGAACAAUGUGCCAAUAUUGCCACUAUGUGCCACAACCUGGAUAAAAAGGAAGUUUAAACAACGGAUGGACUCGACGAGUGCUAUAUUUACCCUGUAUCAACUCCAACUGCAUUUUUCUUUUUUUUUCUUUGUUUUCUUUUUUAAGAAAUGUGAAAGUUAAAAAAAUGCUACAAAUGUAUUUGAAUAUGUUUUGAAAUAGUUUUAAGAAAUGUGUUGCAAAAUAAUUUAAAACAUAUUUAUAUGAAGCACUGUUCUAUUGGAGAAGCGAGACGAUGGAAAGAGAAACGGUAUAUGCUUUAUUGAACAACUGAUUUUAAAACAUUGUUUCUAUCAGUCCCAUCUUAAAAAAACACAAAAAGAGUAGUUUAUGUAUAUUUUUUUACACAGAGUCCUGUCAGCGGUCAGAAGCACCCUCUAAUUAAAUACACCCACCUAGCUGAGAGUUUUAUGAAAGGGAAAUCAUGGGAAUAUAUCUGGAGCAAGCCGAUCCCAAUCCUGCUCAUUCUGUUAGAUUCGAACCCGGUUUGGGUAAAUGGAAAACAAAGAUUUCUAUGAAUCUCACAUCAGCACAGAGCCACAACAGACUGCAAGGAGCUGGACAGGACACUCACUCUGCCUCAGGUCUAUCUAGCUCACUUUAUGUUGGUCACAGCAGCUGUUUGGGAUAAAACCUACCGAUUGGUCACGAUUCAGAUCAAGGCUGUAAUGCGAAAGGGGCGGGACAAAUUCAAUUAGAGCUGCACAUUUCAAUAAUUCAUGUCAUAAUUUGAACGAGAUUAAAGAAAUUACCCCUCUGCAGAUAUUAAAUUAAUCUAUCUUGACCUGACUCCAAGAUCGGUUCUCUAAUGACGUAAAGUCUGGUUCAUAAUCAAAAUGUGGAGAACUUGAGCCAGUUUGUUGAAGACGUAACAGAAAAUGAUCUGUAGUUUGAAGUAGUUCGAUCUGCAUCAUGUUUCGACCCAGAAGAAAUUUUCCCUGAAUGUGCUGUAACGGGGGUCGGCUCGCUCCUUCCAGGGCCACAUCCACCCAGCACGUUAAACUUCUACGCUUUCGGUACUUCGCAAACCCCAAACACUUAGUGGAUUGGUGAAAUAAGGGGAUUAUGACGAGUCAAUCAGCCGCUGCUAAAUUGGUUCAAACUCUCUCCUAUGUGAAGGUGAACGUUGACGCUUUCCAGCACCAGUAAUUUGAUCCUUAACCUCAAGCUGAAAAUGCAGAUUGCCUCUGGGCUACGGAGGGUUUGACGAGGCCGCCUCUGAAUCUACCUUUGAUUUUUUUAUUGUGCUGUGGGGUUGACAAAGCACAAAUACCAUUCUGUAAUUGUAAACACGGCUGCAGACAGCAAUAUGUACAGGUUGGAAGGCAGUGGAUCCGCAGUAAUCCACACAGGUGGUUCGAAGGCUUGUACUCAAUAUAUAUACAGAAAAAAAACAAAAAAAACAGGUCAGGCUGUCCCUGCGAGAUGAGCAUCUGUGAACGCGAUGGUCCUGGGAUAAACACUGUGGUGCAAAACGCCCGCUUUUGCCCAUUCACAUGAAAACCACUCAUGAAUGACCCAUACCAGUCCAGCCUCAAGUGCGCGUCAGGCUGCAGAGUCGCUUCGUUGACAUAACAUAUAUUUUUUGAAUGAAGAGUGUUAUCUUACUAGUCAGAGGGUUAUGAAAACUUACUGUAUAUUAUACACGUGUAAAUGUAUUUUCUAUAUAUUUGCUUCUAUUUGUGUACAGGUGUGUUCUAUUUUUCAAGGCCUCCUGUUCUCGGGACGGCCUCAGCUACAGUAGGUCGGGGAUAGUGUCUUUGUUUACAUGUGUAACUACGGUAUUUCUUUCAAAACACAACUAACCUUGUGCCAAGCUUCCUACCUGCACUUUCAAGCAGUACUUGUAUUAUAUCUUUAGCUAACCAGUAUAAUACUUCGGUAGACACUGCAGUAGUUCAGAGACUAGAGUGAUUUCCAUGCGAGACAUCUGAAAGUAGGAGUGGACAGGAGGAGGUGACGCGUCCACGCGUUGGGUCCUGCUGCGUUCACGGCUGGCUGGGAAACCAAUGACUUGCUGUUCGCAAACAUCACAUCUGCAUUAUUACUAUUUAAUAUUCAAUGUAUCAUCACAUGGGAAAAAAAAAAAAACGACAAACAGUGUAAAUCAGUAGCUGCCAAGAAACCAACUAAACUUGAUCCAGACUGAGUUGCGUUGUCAUAUUUCUCAUUUUGUAUUUGUAUAUACAUUUUGCUAUAGCCGUCCCAGAAAAUGCAUGAUUUUCCACAUACUUUACGGUCAUGGCUGAAAAAAAAAACUUGGAACAAUCAGGGAAAACACAAUAAGGAGGAAUCAUGGAUGUAACUUGAAUCAAAAUCAGCCAUUUGCCUGUUUCAUGAAUCAAAGCUUUUAAAGGAUCAUUUUGAUUUGUUUCACCUUUUACAAGGUACCGAAUCCAAAUGAUCCUUUAAGCUGGCAUCUAGAAUGAAGUUGAUCCAGAUCACACCUAAACCGUUCCUAUAACACUAAGAAAUUUGACCCGACAGAACAUCGCUCACAUGGGGCUGAUUGUCUCAGUUUUGGAAAACCAAAAAAAUCCAAUUUUUAAAAUAGAAAGAAACUUUGCCACGUUUUACACACUGGAGGAAAAUGUUUAGGGUUUUACUGAAUUAUGCCUUAAAAACCUCAUUUGCAUUGUUGAGUCACACAUGAAAACUACACGAGGCUGUAGCUAAAAUCAAUUCCCCCCUGUAGACCAUUUAGAAGAGGAAGAAACGUUUGCCUUUGCAGUUUGUACUUCAGGACAACUGAUUCUAGAUAGAUACAACUGAGAUACGAGGGGGUGGAAUGGUGCCACUGCACGGGUCAGAUCUGAUCCAGGAAACAGAGCAGAGCGGGUGGAGGCAGGGGGGCCAGGGCGGCUUGUAGAGAAGUCUUAAACAGACACCAAAGACAUCUUCACAUGCCUUUUUAGAACUAAUGACUAUCUCCCAGCUCCCGUUUCUGUCUCCCUCCAUCAACCCAUAAAACCAGUGCUCCCUUCAGCACAAACGGGCGAUCAAUCAGCCGAGCUCUUCCUGUCAAGAUGAAGGAUGUGCCGCACAUGCAUUUCCAGGGACUGUGAUUUGUGUUUGCAUGUCCAACAUGACGAGUGGAACUUAUUGACACGUGUUGUUUGAAUUAGAUGUUGGGUGUACGUGUCCACGGCCGAGCGUCGUUUCAUCCAUGUCACGGGAGGCGCUCACGCGAACGGGGGAACGGCCUCAUUAACUGUAUCUAAUCAUGGCCUCUGGGUGUCUGAUUAGCUGGUGGUGGUUUUAAUUUAGGAAAAUGGCUGCAGCGAGAUGCUCAAACAGUGACAUCUGGUCUGUCAAAGAAACGUUGACCCAAAGCGAAGGAUGGGACGUAUCUGUAAAAACUGUAGCUCCUCACUCUGCUUCUUCUCAUUGUUUUAGAAAAAAAAAAAAGAGAAAUCACGUACUGUGCGCUUACUGUAACUACAGCGGAGGGCUGUGACUCUCCUCUCGGGUCAUGUUUUUACUUUUUUUAACUCACAAGAGCUAAAGCACUGUCACUGUUAGUGCUUAUCAAUACACUCAAAGACUUGAAGAAAAAAAAAGAGUAGGGAAACACUUGUUUGCAAUGUCUCAAUUUUUACAUAAUCCUCUGCCAGAUGGAGACGAGCCGCGUGACCCAAAUUUGCCGUGGAGGCAUUUGCUUUGCAUCGUCGGCCUCAGAUGCUGCGCGAUGCCUUCAGAUCUACACGGAAGCCUGAGCGAGCGACACGGUGAGGGAAUUUGUAGGAACAUGAGAUACGGAUCCAUUGUUGGCCGAUUCCUGAGUUUGCAGAAGUGUAAAACGGCCCAUGAACAUCAUUCAUCCAGUCUAAGUUUAAAGGGUGGGUGACAUCUUCCUGUUUUGGGGGGAGGACUGAGGUUUUCACUGUUUAUUGAAGCUGACUUCAUCACAAUUCACACCUGCCAUGAAGGAAUCCGACUCGAGUUGUGUUGUUGCCAUAAAAAUGAAGAGUUUGUACUUUGUGACUCUUAAACUUUUUAUAUUUGUGUUUAAUAUAUCAAUGAGUACCUCUGUUAACUUUUGUAUAAGACCUAUGACUAUAAUAUAUACAAACACACACAUACACACAACACACCUCCACAAAAGGGACUUCAGUCUGUCUCUGUGACGGCUCAAUGUUGUAUAACUUUUAUUUUGUGUCUUAUGAACCACAUCUCUUCCUUUUGUAGUUAUUGGUAAACGUUUCGAUUUCCAGGUGACUUUGAUUUGGUUACUCUUGUACUACUAAGCUCUGUAUUUGCAAGCACUGUAAAUGCGAUUCUCAUUGGAUUCGUCCUCUGUACAUUUAGUACUCUGAUGUUGCUAUUAAUAAAAUGUAAAACCAAACGGGCGCGUGCUACAGGGAGUUUGUUGGACGGAGUCCGAGGCUGGCCAGCGAUCGGGACAAACAGCACAAAAAUAAAAAAUGUGAUUAUGAAUUCA
Molecule: messenger RNA, 6816 nt
Organism: Betta splendens (Siamese fighting fish)
Lineage: Eukaryota; Metazoa; Chordata; Actinopteri; Anabantiformes; Osphronemidae
Gene: ajap1
Product: adherens junctions associated protein 1
Exons: 6
Coding region: 794-1978 (394 amino acids)
Cellular component (GO): plasma membrane; cytoplasmic side of plasma membrane; adherens junction
Molecular function (GO): beta-catenin binding
Source: RefSeq, a predicted model, not a curated record